Messenger RNA from Puccinia graminis f. sp. tritici CRL 75-36-700-3, 924 nucleotides. Its product is annotated as 3-hydroxybutyryl-CoA dehydrogenase. Gene Ontology annotation, biological process: fatty acid metabolic process. The transcript is spliced from 11 exons. Bases 1 to 924 code for a protein of 307 amino acids. The record is from RefSeq and is a predicted model, not a curated record. Gene Ontology annotation, molecular function: NAD+ binding; oxidoreductase activity, acting on the CH-OH group of donors, NAD or NADP as acceptor. NCBI's taxonomy places the organism in Eukaryota, Fungi, Basidiomycota, Pucciniomycetes, Pucciniales, Pucciniaceae.
AUGGAGGGUGGAAAUGACAAACACGGCUCACCAGAGUCGAGGUGGAACGGAGCGGUGUGUCAAAUGGGAACUGGGAUCGCUUUCGUGGCUGCUAAGAAUGCCGGAGUCGAUGUACUCCUACACGACCAACUUCCGGCCGCGCAGAAAAAAGGUCUCGCUUUUAUCGACAAGUUGUUAGCCAAGGAUGUCGCCAAAGAAAAGCUGUCUGAACAGGAGGCCAAAGGAGUCCGGGACCGAGUUCGAGCGAUUGGAGAUCUGAACGAAAUGGGUCAAGUCGACCUGGUGAUCGAGGCAGUGGCCGAGAAUUUGCCCCUCAAACAAACACUCUUCUCUCAACUUGCAUCGAUCUGUAAACCAAGCGCGAUUCUUGCAUCCAACACCUCCUCCAUUUCGCUCACCAAGAUCGCCGCCUCAGCCAUCAAUCCCAACCACAAUCCUCAACAAGCGACUCAUCCCGAUCCUUCGCCCUCUCGAGUCGUCGGGUUACAUUUCUUCAACCCAGUGCCCGUCAUGUCACUUGUCGAACUCAUCGCAGCAUUGCAAACUUCUCAUGAUACUUUGGACCGGGCCAGAGAGUUCGCUGUCCGAUGUGGGAAAGUCGUGACGGUUUCAAAGGACACUCCUGGCUUCAUUUCCAACCGAGUUCUUAUGCCAAUGAUCAAUGAGGCGAUUAUCUGUCUCGAAGAAGGAGUCGCCACUCGCGAGGACAUUGACCAAACAAUGAAACGUGGUACCAAUGUGCCAAUGGGUCCGCUCACCCUAGCCGAUUUCAUUGGAUUAGAUACGUGUCUAUCGAUCAUGCAAGUUCUUUACAACCAAACCUCUGAUUCUAAAUAUCGUCCUUCAGUCCUCCUGAGUCGCAUGGUUGAUGCUGGGUGGCUAGGUAAGAAGGUUGGUAAGGGAUUCUAUGAGUAUGACGGUUGA